CCUUACUCAUUCCUACAUCUAACUGUUCCUCAAAAGGCCAAGUUCAUUCCCACCUCAGGGCCUUUGCUCGUGCCAUCACCUCUGCCAAAAAGACUGGCAGCAGUUUUCCCCAGAUCACCAAAGCCUUCCUCCUCCUGGUCACCCAGCUCUCUGAUCAUGGCCCCCUCCUGCGGGAGGCCCUUCCUGAUACCACGUAUAAAUUAACCACCCCCAUCCAUCCCUCUCCUUUACUCCAUCCUGCUUUAUUUCUUUGGGGGUGCUUCACACAUUUGAAAUAUCCUAUUCAUUAUUUGCUUAUGUGUUUAAAAAAGUACCUGGCAAACAGCUGACUCUUAUGAACACGGGUGAAUGAAUGGACGCAUGAAUAAAUGAAAGCAUGAAACAUCUUCCUAAGUGCUUCUGUAACAAGGAUCCAGGCACCUAGAGCCAAAGCACCCCCUGGCUUCAGUUAACAAGGGCAGAGACCACAAGAAAUCACCCCCUGGUUGGUAACAACUUAACAACCAGCCAGCAGUUAUAUCCACACACAUUGCUGGGCAUCGUUCCAAAGCUAAAAAGGCACUAAUUGCUUUUAUAUAAGGAGGUAGAAACUCCAUCUCCUUAGGUCCUGAUGCUCUGUAUUAUGGUAUCUGUUAAUUGUUAAUUGUUCCUGCCUCACACAGCCACGGCGGGCUUUCUUCUGCUUGUGUCUGGGAUGGUGACAGGUUCCUAUACAGAGAAGAGAGGUACCGGGGAAGCAUGUGCGUCUGUGCCCAUGCAUGUGUCUGUCCACGCACGUGUGCACGCGAGUGUCAACGCAGCGAUCACUCCAGGAAGGGUUAACUCACAGGAAGGCUGGCUGCGCUCAGGGCCCUGCGCUGGCCCAGGAAUGGGGUGGGCCUGGAAGGUGGAGUGGGCUUGGCUCACAUCAGCUGCUCUUUCCAAGACAGGAGUGCACAUGCUUGCCCAGCCGGACUGAGUGUGCUGAACUCCAGUCCCUUUAAGAAUGGCUGCAGAAGCCCGCACCUGGAAUUCACUGCCCCACCUCCCUGCCCCGCAGGGCAGGUUGCACUUGGGAGACUCUGCAGUCCGUCUUUAGAGGAAUGAGCCGAGCAGGAGCCGUUCACCAGCUCGCCAGCACUUGGGGGAAAGCAGCAGGCAAGGAUGGAUGUGGUCCACAGCCUUCUUAUGAAUGGAAGCAACAUCACUCCCCCCUGCGAACUGGGGAUCGAAAAUGAGACGCUUUUCUGUUUGGAUCAGCCCCAUCCUUCCCAAGGUAGGUGGCAGAGACCAUUCUUUUUAUGCAGAAAACUAUUCAGUUGGGGUGGUGGGGGUGGGGGAGACAUCCGUAACGGCAAGGCUGAUUGAGCAAAAUAGAACCAGGUCCUCGUGAGGCCAGGCUGGAUAAAGUCACCUGCUCAGAAGUUUGGAUAAGAGGUCAAAAAGCAGGAUCGAGUUCAGGGCUCUUAUUGUUCCCCCACGGGAGAGCUGGGAUUCAUGGAUAGAACUUGGGGGCACAAAAGGGGUAGGAGGAGGAGCUGAAGGGUGGCCAGAAGGGAGGACAAGUGUCGAAGCUUGGACUUACAAGCAUCACAGAAAAGGCGCUGUCACAAUCCAGCUGUGGCCUUUUCUCGGGGAAAAUCAGUGUGAAGAAGCGAUUAAAGCGAAAACUGCUUAGCAGCUAGGGAAGAGAGCAAUCCUGAUUCACUGGAGGAGCACUGUUCUUAAGAAAAAGUGGUUCCCCGAGGGAUCCUUUAACAGACCAACCAUUUAAGCCUCGACGACAUCGCUCUGUGCUCUCCUCACUUUGUUUCUGCAAAAUAGUGUAAGUAUGGGGAGAGCUGGGUUCCAUGAUGUACGCCCUGCAACCCCCCACCCCCCAAAAUCGGCAGGACAUACGUUUGCUUGGUGGGCUCAGGUUUUAACAUCCUGCUCCCACAACCUCCUUCCCUCCGGCUCGUCGGUGCCGGUCGCGGCAGAGUGGCAGCCGGCCGUGCAGAUUCUCCUGUACUCGGUGAUAUUCCUGCUCAGCAUCCUGGGGAACACGCUGGUCAUUACUGUGCUGAUUCGGAACAAGAGGAUGAGGACCGUCACCAACAUCUUCCUGCUCUCCCUGGCCGUCAGCGACCUCCUGCUCUGCCUCGUCUGCAUGCCGUUCAACCUCAUCCCCAACCUGCUCAAGGACUUCAUCUUUGGGAGUGCCGUCUGCAAGAUCACCACCUACUUCAUGGGCACCUCUGUGAGUGUAUCCACUUUCAAUCUGGUAGCCAUAUCGCUGGAGAGAUACGGUGCCAUUUGCAAACCCUUACAGUCCCGAGUCUGGCAGACGAAAUCCCACGCUUUGAAGGUGAUCGCCGCUACCUGGUGCCUCUCCUUUACCAUCAUGACUCCGUACCCAAUCUACAGCAGCCUGGUGCCUUUCACCAAAAGUAACAACCAGACUGCGAACAUGUGCCGCUUCCUCCUGCCGAAUGAUGUUAUGCAGCAGUCCUGGCACACGUUCCUAUUACUCAUCCUUUUUCUUAUUCCUGGAAUUGUGAUGAUGGUGGCAUAUGGAUUAAUCUCGUUGGAACUCUACCAAGGGAUAAAAUUUGAUGCUAGCCAGAAGAAGUCUGCUAGAGAAAGGAACCCGAGCACGGGCAGCAGCGGCAGAUACGAGGACAGCGAUGGGUGUUACCUGCAGAAGUCCAAGUCCCCAAGGAAGCUGCAGCUGCAGCAGCUGUCCACCAGCGGUGGCAGCAAGGUCAACCGCAUCAGGAGCAGCAGCCCCGCGGCCAACCUGAUGGCCAAGAAGCGGGUGAUCCGCAUGCUCGUGGUCAUCGUGAUUCUCUUCUUCCUGUGCUGGAUGCCCAUCUUCAGCGCCAACGCCUGGCGGGCCUUCGACGCGGCCUCGGCGGAGCGCCGCCUCUCGGGGGCCCCCAUCUCCUUCAUCCUCUUGCUCUCCUACACCUCCUCCUGCGUCAACCCCAUCAUCUACUGCUUCAUGAACCAGCGCUUCCGGCUCGGCUUCCUGGCCACGUUCCCCUGCUGCCCCAACCCCGGUCCCCCAGGAGCGCGAGGGGAGCUGGGGGAGGAGGCGGAAAGCAGGACCACGCGGGCCUCUCUGUCCAGGUGCUCGUACAGCCACGCGAGCCCCGCCGCGCCGCCCCCGUGAGCGGCCGCCCUGGCCGCCGGCGCCGCAGGAAGGAGCGGGGACCGAGCCGGGACGCAGAGGAGGCAGCGGAAGCAGGAAUUGAAGGAGAAGCAAGGGCCCUCCCGGCGGAAACUACUCCUUGUCUGCCUGGCCUCCGUCAUUCGUCAUCCGGGCUCCAGGGAGACACUACGGCGGUGGGGCCGUGGCUGGGUUUCCAGGCGGUGCAGGCAGGGCAUUUUUGGAAACGGUCACCCUCAGAACAACCUCAGCAGGCCAGUGACGGGAGUGCCAGAGGACUCCGGCUGCACGUGUCAUUGCCAAGCAAGUGUUCAGACGGGGAGGUGGGCCCUACUGAGCUUUAGAAGGUUCUAGAACAUCCAGGGUGACCGCUCCCUCUGCACGGGGCCCCCGUUGUGUGCUCUGCUGCCUCUGCUGAUGCAGAAUUGUGGAGAUUGCUUGGCUUCCCAGGAGUCCGACGCUCUUUCAUGUCCAUUCUGUCGCCACCCACCUCAUCAUGACCGCAAGCUGGAACGCGAAGCGAACCCUCUUCUGGCUGUUUUCUGUAGUAUGAGAACAGCCCGACUUACUCUCCUCGAGGUCGGUCAGGAAAUGUCAGAGAUAUGCGUUUAUGCUCUUCGCAGAAUAGCAUAAGGACCGUUGUCUAAAAGUUGGAAUUUUUGGAACUUAUGUUUCUGGAAAGACAAGACUAAGUGGGAAGCAGCUGGAUGGAAGAUGCCUUAUCAUAGCGAAAGUUAAAUGCUGCCAAGGGCAUAGAAAUAUUUUUCUACGUUAAUAGUAUGUGUUGCUUAACUCCACCUUUAUGUGGUGAUAUUAAACCUGAUGGCUUCUUUGCCUCAACUUAAUUUUCCAUACUCAUCCUCUUUUCUGGAAAGACCUCCAGGUACGAAGGAGAGCUGUAACCUAUGUACCUGGCCAAGCUGGAAACAUGUGGAGUUGGGCCCAGAAUAGAAACUGGCACACUUGGACUCAAUUUACAAAUAGCUUUUGAAUGUCAAAGCUGUCCGUGCCUUUAAAUGCAAUCUGUGUGUUUAUUCAUAAGUGUAAUUUUGUCCGUAAGAUGAACAUAGGAGUGUGUUCUUUUCCUAUAAGUCUACUCUUGGGUGUAUUUUAAAAAAGAAUAGUGAAUGGAGGUUGGAUUCAGAAACGAUAUCAUUCUGCAUUCCUCUGCAGCAAUUGGUGUUUGCAUGGGAGCUUCUUUUCUUUGCAAACUGAGUGUUGAAAUCUCUCUCCUCCAGCAUAGAAAUCUCAACUUAAAGGAAGCACGGGCUAUACAUGUAGAUGCCAGGACAUACCCUUCUAGAAAAGAAUCUAGCAAGCCUCUUCCCUCCCACUCCCCCUCUCCCAUGCUUGCUCGCUCCUGUGCUCUCUCCCUCUCUCUCCCCUCCCUCUCUCCUUCCCUUUUUUUUCAUAGUUUUCAUGCCUCUGGGCAUCUGAGAAGUGAGCUUUUCUUUUUUCCUGGGUCCAUGACUGAUACCCUUUGUGGUGUGCAAGGGCUAGUGAUUUCAAUUAUCAAAAAAAAAAAAAAGAGAAUCAAUAUGGUAGGGGGAGGGGCAGAGCAUGGCAGGAAGUGAUCAUGAAUGGGCAAGGGGUGUUGUGUAGUUUAGCAAGACAUGAGUGUUGCCGUUUGUUGUGGGGUUUUUUUUUGUUUUGUUUUUUGUGGAGGGAGAGUGGAGAGUCUAAUGGAGAAGAAAUUAUUGAGGAUGUGAUCAUUUAUCAUGAGGGACUUUUCAAGCCAGAUAUUAGUUUUUUUCUCUUCCUCAGACUGCAAUCUAAGUUUCCUGUUUCUUGAGUUCCCAUUGUAGCUCAGAGGUAAUGAACCUGACUAGUAUUCAUGAGGAUGCAGGUUCGAUCCCUGGCCUCACUCCAUGGGUUAGGAAUCUGGCAUUGCAAGUGUUGGGUAGGUUGCAGACAUGGCUUGGAUUUUGUACUGCUGUGGCUGUGGCAUAGGCUUCAGCUGCAGCUCCAACAUGACCCCUAGCAUAGGAAUCUCUCUGUGCUGCAGGUGUGGCCCUAAAAAAGCUAAAUAAAUAAAUACAUAAAUAGAUAAAUAAAUUUCAUAUUUCUAAUCUGUCACCUCAGUCAAAAAUUUCAAGGUAGACACUCACUGAUUAAAACAUGCACUACUAAAAUGGGAAUUAUAAAAGUGUAAGAAAGGAAGAUGUCUCUAAUAUUUGAGUAAAUCCUAUAAAACCUACAAUUUUCCUGCUAGAAAAAUAAGCCUUGGAGUUACCACUAUGGUGCAGUAGGUUAAAGAUGCUGUGUUGUCUCUGUGGUGGCAAAGGACCCUGGCCCAGGACAGUGGGUUAAGGAACCAAUGUUGCUGCAGCUGUGCUGUAGGUUGCACUUGCAACUUGGAUUCAAUCCAUAGCCAGGGAACGUCCAUAUGCCAUGGGUGUGGAAGAAAAAAAAAAAAAAAAGAAAAAGAAUAAACCUUUCUCUCCGACAAUGUUAGCAUACAAAUGAAGAUAAAUUACCCCUCCCCUGAUAUUGGAAAACUCUGGAAAUUC
This is a messenger RNA of Sus scrofa (pig), 5640 nucleotides long. It is a transcript of the gene CCKAR, whose product is annotated as cholecystokinin A receptor. The record is from RefSeq and is a predicted model, not a curated record. NCBI's taxonomy places the organism in Eukaryota, Metazoa, Chordata, Mammalia, Artiodactyla, Suidae. Gene Ontology annotation, molecular function: neuropeptide receptor activity; gastrin receptor activity; cholecystokinin receptor activity. Gene Ontology annotation, cellular component: plasma membrane. Gene Ontology annotation, biological process: neuropeptide signaling pathway.